AUGUUCGCAUGGUGGCCAGCCUGGAAAACUCUCGCGCUGAUCAACAUCCUAGAUGCUGGAGGAGCCCGUUUGCCGCCUUCGCCGGCGCCUGCUGGGCGGAAGCACCAUCCGUGGCAGCAUUUGCCUUGGAACGCGCAGUUCCAACAAGAUCGGAAGCUGGUGCAGUUUGUCUUCAGGAACCGACAGAGAGGCUUUUAUAUCGAGCUGGGAGCCCGAGAUGGCAAGGAGCAUUCGAACACUUAUGCAUUGGAGAUGGCCCAGGGUUGGUCUGGCAUUCUGAUCGAUAUCUUCCAGAACGAGGAAUGUAAGAAGAACAGGCCACACUCUACUUGCAUCCAAGCUUGUGCAGCCAGAGAAGAGGGGAUUCAGACUGUUGUGGAGGCUGGUCUCAACACUGGCUUUCUUCAGUUUGUGGAGACGGACAAUGCCAGCACCACACAGAGGAUUCUCUGUCAAACUUUGCCAUCUAUUCUCUCCAAGCAAGAGGCUCCUGGCUGGAUUGAUUGGUUGAGCCUUGAUGUGGAAGGCGCCGAACUGGAGGUCUUGACACCACUUCUUGACAAAGGCUCUAGUUUUGUUGUUGACGUGAUCUCGGUGGAAACCAAGUCCGCAAAUGCGCUUGCAUAUCGGCAGUUUAUGCGCAACCACGGUUAUUGGUUGGUAGAGAGGAUGGGCUUGGAUGAUGCGCACGUGCGCGAAUGGACCGAGGAUGAGACCGAUUGCCGAAGGUUGAAGGCCGCGGGAAUGUUGGCCUCUAUGAAGAGGAUCAUGCACAGAGCUUUGGACCUGAUCGCCUGGAAGGGAGAUGGUCGGUAUGAGGUUGACAAGCUGACAAGCUAUGCUCGAAAUGUUUCCCGCUGGAAUCUUAAACGAGCUGCCUUAGUGGCCAGAAACAAGAAGUGCAAGAUGGGGGAGCUCGGGCUUCGUUCGAUUGAUUUGCUCUUCAACGUCUUGCCUGGGUUAGAGUCGUUUAGCCAGGCAAUGUGCCGUGGCAAUGGCUUUGAGGGCGAUGAGAUCCAUCGCUUGCUAAGACCUGUGAAAUACGACCUUUGUGCGCCGUUCUUCACCUUAUCCUUGAGCCGAAUGAGCUUUGUAGCUGCGGUGCAAUCUGACUGGCCCAUCUUCCGAUUGCUCCAUGCUCUUUGCAAGAGAGCUUUCCGCGAGUUCGGUGGAGCGCUGAUAGAGUGUAGCCCGCUGGGAUUUGACUUGGACCUUCGCGGCUAUGUGGGGCAACGCUUGAGUCCGGCCUGGCUUCGUGACCAAAGUAUGAUGUGUGGCGCUUUCAGCAGUGUUGCCUCCUAUCUGCAGCGUGCUCGAACUUGGAGCUGCAAUGAGUCGGAGUUUUAUGCUCUCAUCGAAGCCGGAGAGAAGAGCCUCAAGGCGGUGGCUGUGGAGAUGGAGGUGGUGCAGCUGCUGGCGGUGGUAGGACAACUUCGUGAUGAGGACAAUACCUGGCUGCUGCUGAAUGAACUGCAAGAGAAGUGGUUGGCUUACCGUGCUUCCACUCCAGGUGUCCAGCGUGUCCGCCCAGGAAUUCUAGAAUAUUUCGGCCCUCAGAAGGAUUCGGAUUGA
Messenger RNA from Durusdinium trenchii, 1572 nucleotides. The record is from the annotation of a GenBank genome assembly. NCBI's taxonomy places the organism in Eukaryota, Dinophyceae, Suessiales, Symbiodiniaceae.